Molecule: messenger RNA, 1002 nt
Organism: Aspergillus campestris IBT 28561
Lineage: Eukaryota; Fungi; Ascomycota; Eurotiomycetes; Eurotiales; Aspergillaceae
Exons: 2
Coding region: 1-1002 (333 amino acids)
Source: RefSeq, a predicted model, not a curated record
AUGGUUGUCGCCGAAGGGACAUGGGACCAAAUAUUCCAGCUCAUUUGGGACGUCCAUAACCUAAUUGACCGGGACGGCGUGCCCAGGAUCCACGCCAGCAUCAGCGUGGAAACUGGGCAGGGGAUUGGACUGAUGCCUAGGUGCGGCCUGUCCGGCGUUGAGUCUACUGACGCGAAUCGUGCUCACACCGUCGAUUGUGCUGACGAGAUGCGGCCACUGGGGCUCCCUAUCUACGACUGGUCCUACGGUGGGCCCAGGGACGUGAAGCGUUCUGACACCGUCGAAAGCAGGGCCGUCGGGACCCAAGGACCUGGGCUGGUAACCUCCUACGACUGGUCCUUCGCUGGGCCCAGGGACGCGACGCGUUCUGACUCCAGCGAUAACGCCGACGAGACCCAGUCACUGGGGGAAGCCAGCUGUGGCUGGUCCCGCACUGGGUCUUUGGACACGCAGGGUUCUCACCCCAUCGAUAAGACCGACGAGACCCAGUCACUGGAGAAAACCAACUACGGCUGGUCCCCUCGGUCUAUGGACGCGACGCGUUCUCACCCCAGCGAUAAGGCCGACGAGACUCAGUCCCUGGGGAAAACCAGCUACGGCUGGUCCCCUCGGUCUAGGGACGCGAAGCGUUCUCACUCCAGCGAUAAGGCCGACGAGGCCCAGUCACUGGGGAAAACCAACUACGGCUGGUCCCGCACUGGGUCUUUGGACAAGAAGGGCUCUCACCCCAGCGAUAAGGCCGAUGGGACCCCGUCAAUGGGGGUAUCUAGCAACGACUGGUCCUGGACUGGGUGUAGGGACGCAAAGGGUUCUCACUCCAGCGCUAAGGCCGACGAAACCCAGUCACUGGGGGAAGCCAGCUGUGGCUGGUCCCGCACUGGGUCUUUGGACACGAAGGGUCCUCACUCCAGCAAGAAGACCGAGGGGAAAGUGGUAUUGGAGCGGUAUCUUGAUACAGUGAACAGGCUUGCGGCGAGAAAGGCUGAGAAAGAGAGGUCCUGA